ACUUGAAUUAAUAAUGGAUUCAAUCCAAUUCUCAAUACCAAUCUAUGCUCUAAUCUCUCUCUCAACACUCUUCUUUCUUGUUGUCUGGUUCAGGCGGAAACCCCUUCCGCCUGGCCCAAUGGGUUGGCCCAUUAUCGGCAACAUGAUGAUGGACCAACUCACCCACCGUGGCUUAGCCCGUCUGGCCGAAAAAUACGGUGGCAUACUCCAUCUCAAGAUGGGCUUCAGCCACACCAUUGCGGUAUCAUCACCCAAAAUGGCCCGCGAAAUACUUCAAGUGCAAGAUCACAUAUUUGCCAACCGUCCUGCCACCAUUGCCAUCACUUAUCUCACUUACGACCGAGUCGAUAUGGCAUUUGCGGACUAUGGCCCGUUUUGGCGUCAAAUGCGAAAACUGAGCGUCAUGAAGUUGUUUAGCCGUAAACGAGCAGAAUCCUGGGAUUCUGUCCGUGAUGAGGUGGAUUCCAUGGUGAAAUCCACCGCGGUCAACUCUGGCUCGCCUGUAAAUUUGGGUGAACUGGUAUUCGGGUUGACCCAUGAUACACUAAGCUGUUUGGCGCAUUCAACUUGGCUGACUUUAUUCCAUCGCUCGGCUUCAUCGACCCGGCUGGGUUGAAUACCCGUUUACCCGCUGCCCGGGCCGCUUUAGACCGUUUCAUCUAAUA
This is a messenger RNA of Helianthus annuus (common sunflower), 665 nucleotides long. RefSeq names its product cytochrome P450 84A1. Lineage: Eukaryota; Viridiplantae; Streptophyta; Magnoliopsida; Asterales; Asteraceae. The coding region runs from base 14 to 616 and encodes 200 amino acids. Gene Ontology annotation, molecular function: iron ion binding; heme binding; oxidoreductase activity, acting on paired donors, with incorporation or reduction of molecular oxygen. The record is from RefSeq and is a predicted model, not a curated record. Gene Ontology annotation, biological process: lignin biosynthetic process. The transcript has a single exon.